Effrenium voratum is the source of this 249-nucleotide messenger RNA. The record is from the annotation of a GenBank genome assembly. Lineage: Eukaryota; Dinophyceae; Suessiales; Symbiodiniaceae.
AUGUACACCUCUGCCAUGUCCGUCUUCGACGGAGUGCUGGGCUUGGGCUUUGACAACCUCGCCUUUGGAGGCUCGCCUUUGGUCCAGGUCCUGAUCAAUUCGCGGCAGCUCAAGGAGCCCGUCUUUGGUUUCUAUCUGGGGGACCAGGAGGACGGUCAGCUGGUGCUCGGUGGAGUGGAUGAGAAGCACUUCGAGGGCAAGUUUCAUUUCCUCCCAGUGGUCUCCACCGCCUAUUGGCAGGCCGCUUGA